This is a messenger RNA of Leptidea sinapis, 1803 nucleotides long. RefSeq names its product syntaxin-16 (gene Syx16). The transcript has 4 exons. Gene Ontology annotation, biological process: intracellular protein transport; vesicle-mediated transport; vesicle fusion. Bases 139 to 1134 code for a protein of 331 amino acids. Gene Ontology annotation, molecular function: SNARE binding; SNAP receptor activity. NCBI's taxonomy places the organism in Eukaryota, Metazoa, Arthropoda, Insecta, Lepidoptera, Pieridae. The record is from RefSeq and is a predicted model, not a curated record. Gene Ontology annotation, cellular component: membrane; endomembrane system; SNARE complex.
AAUUUGGCAGAUGACAUUUAAUAGAGAAAUCAUCAAAAAUCAAAAUAAAUAAAUUGGAAAUGCGAAGUUUUUAAAACUAAUGUAAAUGAACUAUGAAGAACGAAGGGAAUAUUUAAAGGAAACCAAUUCAUAAAUCCCAUGAAAAUGGUGUCAAGAAGUCUUACUGAAGUAUAUGUGCUAAUGCGGAACAAUGCAAUACAUAGCCGACAAAUAUUUACAGAGCAGUCAAAUGACCAUGAGAGUGUUGGGUUAAUGAGUUCAAAUAACUAUGAUGUGGAAGGAGGGCUUGAGUUGAGGUCAGAGCGCAGUGUACCCCCACCCUGGAGUGAUUCCCUAGAAGAAGUACAUUAUAUAAUAUCAAGAUUACGGACUAAAAUAGCUGAACUGCAGUCGCGUCAUGAGCUGCAGAUCCGGCGACCCGCCCUGGACGACUCUGGAGAACAGCAGCAUAUUGAGCGUCUUGCCACAGACAUAGGCAAGCACUUCGCGCAGGCGCAUGCCAGGGUCACCGCCAUCAGAGCGCAAGUGAGAUGUGAAAAUAAAACCGAAGAAAAAGUGGGAGCAAAUGUCGUAUUAGCUCUUGUUACUAUAUUACAAGAUUUAAGUAUAACAUUUCGAAUGUCCCAAUCGAACUAUUUAAAAUCCAUCACAUCAAGAGAAGAGAGGUCCAAUGCAUACUUCGACUUACCGAACUUUGAAGAGCUCAGUUUACAGGAUAACUUACUACCAGGACUAACAAGUAAUCAGACAGAUUUAUUGUUCUCUUUACCCAGCACAUCUAACUACACAGAUGACAAUCAACAUAGUAUUAAUCAGAAACAAUUACUUCUGAUGCAAGAAGAGAAUACCCAAAUGAUCGCUGAAAGGGAGCAAGAAGUAAAUAAAAUAGUUCGGUCAAUUGUAGACUUAAAUGACAUAUUUAAAGACUUGGCACAUAUGGUGCACGAACAAGGCAGUAUACUUGAUAGAAUUGAUUAUAAUAUUGAACAGACUGAAGUCCAAGUGCACGAAGGGUAUAAGCAGUUGCAGAGAGCCGAAAGAUUUCAACGGAAGAACCGUAAGAUGCACUGCAUUUUCAUAUUGGCUAUUAGUAUUGUUGUUAUGAUUAUAUUGUUAAUUAUUGUAAAGAGUUAAAACUUUUUAGAUAGGUAUUAUAUUGUGAUGUGAUAACUGACCUGUAUAAUAAAUACCGCUGGACAGGCUGUUCCAUAUGUAUGACAGCAAAUUUUUUGUGCCAAUUUGAAGCGCCACUCGCGAGCGUCCAGAGAACUAAUUUUGACGUAUAAUACAUGGCUGCGAAGGAACGUACAAUACUCUCAAGUAUUUUUGCAUUUUGAAUUAAUUUCGUUCGUUUUCCGUGUUAUUUAUACUUCAAGAAUCAACGUAAUAAAGUACACAUUUUUUUUUGUUAAUAGUUUUCCACCAUCUAUGUUGUCCAUUAGGUUGUCAUUACUAGUUUUAGUACCGCAGACUCUCGCUACAUGGCCAACAGCGCCAAAAUGGCGAAUAUCAAACAGGCAUAAAAAGCACUUUGACAGCCGCCAGUCCAGCGGUAUAUAGUACAGGUCAGUGGAUGUGAUAUAUAUUCUAUUGUAUAGACAUUAAAUCAGAUAUCUUCUGUUCAAUGUAUUGCCUAUACACCACAAAUUUUUAAUUACCAAAAAAAGGUUGAAAAGGUUUAAAAUAGUUAAAGUAACAUAGAAAAUUGAGUCCAUUUUUGUACCCCGAGUCUUCGGUCGCAUUGGUAUCCUUAAAUAAAUGUAAAUAUCACUGAAAUGAAUAAAAAAAUUGUAAUUUAAUUUU